Apaloderma vittatum (bar-tailed trogon) is the source of this 702-nucleotide messenger RNA. Its product is annotated as natural killer cells antigen CD94-like. The transcript has 6 exons. Lineage: Eukaryota; Metazoa; Chordata; Aves; Trogoniformes; Trogonidae. Bases 1 to 702 code for a protein of 233 amino acids. The record is from RefSeq and is a predicted model, not a curated record.
AUGGAGGAUGAGGAAGGCUACACUGCUUUAAAUUUACGGCCCUCAGCUUCAGUUAUUACUUCUAGAUAUUCAAGCAGGAAUAAAUGUUCUGCAAUUAAGGCUCCAGCCCGUUGUGCUACAGUAGAUGGAGCCUCUGCCUCAUCUUCCAUAUGGCGGCCAGUGGCCUUUGCUCUCCUCGUUUUGUGCCUGGUGCUGCUGACAGGGCUAGUAGCCCUGCUAGCCCUGUUUUUUCAGGUUUCCAAAGAUCCUGAGGAAGACAAGAAGCUGCAGGAACUGAGGGAAGCGCUGUGCUUUGAAGGAAAGGACAAAAAUGAAACAAAAUGUGCUCUCUGUCCAGCAAGCUGGCAUAACAGUGGAGCUGACAGCUGCUUCUACAUUUCAAAGCAGAAGAAAACAUGGAAGCAAAGCCAAGAGUUCUGUUCCUCGAGAAACUCCACUCUUCUUGUGCUAAAAGACAGAGCAAAGAUGGCUUCUCUGCCACGGGAUUCACAAUUUUACUGGGUUGGAUUAUCAUACAUAUCUGAAAAGAGCGGCUGGUACUGGGAGGACGGAACAGCUUUUUCAAAAGAAGAAACAAAUUGGGUUGUGUUCUAUGACAACAUCUCAUGCGCCUCUUUUUACGGAUCAGUUAUUUAUACCAGCAACCCCUGUUCGACAAAGCAAUUGUGGAUCUGUGAGAAAGCUGUUGUUCAUUUUACCUGA